Messenger RNA from Mangifera indica (mango), 1969 nucleotides. RefSeq names its product ATP-dependent 6-phosphofructokinase 3-like. The record is from RefSeq and is a predicted model, not a curated record. Bases 257 to 1768 code for a protein of 503 amino acids. Gene Ontology annotation, cellular component: cytoplasm. The transcript is spliced from 12 exons. NCBI's taxonomy places the organism in Eukaryota, Viridiplantae, Streptophyta, Magnoliopsida, Sapindales, Anacardiaceae. Gene Ontology annotation, molecular function: ATP binding; 6-phosphofructokinase activity. Gene Ontology annotation, biological process: glycolytic process; fructose 6-phosphate metabolic process.
ACUUGGAUGGUUUCAGUUUUGUUAAACGCUGUCUGUGUUGUUUAGUUUCCUAGAAAUAUGGAUUCAUCUCUCUCUUUCACUUGUAACACGUUUUCUCCUGUAUUUAAUGGAUUCAGUUCUCUGAAAUUGCUUCUGGGAUUUUAAGUUUCGCCGGUGAGUUUUAGUUCAAGUUCGUUUUCCAGUUUUAGUAGCGGAUCUCCGAGGAAAGGUAUUUUGAUGGCGUCGUCUACUGAGAACUUCAAACCGAAGAUCGUCAAUGGCCCUGCUGGUUAUGUUCUUGAAGAUGUUCCUCAUUUAUCUGAUUAUAUUCCUGAUCUUCCUACAUAUGGCAAUCCCCUGCAAGACAAUCCUGCGUACUCGGUUGUUAAGUAAGUUGAUGAUUCCGGUAUAUAAAUUAUAUUUGCCCCUUUGGGGUUUUAUUAUUUCUCAGGUAACUGGAUCAAUUGUUCAUUUUGCCAGGCAGUAUUUUGUUCAUGUGGAUGACACCGUCCCACAAAAGGUUGUUGUUCAUAAGGAUUCUCCAAGAGGAAUUCAUUUCCGGCGAGCUGGACCUCGUCAAAAGGUGUAUUUUGAGUCUGAUGAAGUUCAUGCUUGUAUUGUGACCUGUGGUGGUCUAUGCCCUGGACUAAACACAGUGAUCAGAGAAAUAGUGUGUGGCCUCUACCAUAUGUAUGGGGUAAAGAAAGUGCUGGGAAUAGAUGGAGGAUACAGAGGCUUCUAUGCUAAGAAUACAGUUCCUCUAACCCCCAAGGUUGUGAAUGACAUCCAUAAACGAGGUGGAACUAUUCUUGGCACUUCAAGAGGUGGAUAUGAUACCUCCAAGAUAGUCGACAGCAUUCAGGAUAGAGGAAUCAAUCAGGUUUACAUAAUUGGAGGAGAUGGUACCCAGAAAGGAGCGUCUGUUAUAUAUGAGGAAGUCAGAAAACGUGGUCUCAAAGUUGUAGUUGCUGGGAUCCCCAAAACCAUUGAUAAUGACAUUCCGGUUAUUGACAGGUCUUUUGGCUUUGACACUGCUGUUGAGGAAGCUCAACGUGCUAUUAAUGCAGCACAUGUUGAAGCUGAAAGUAUUGAGAACGGUAUUGGAGUUGUGAAGUUGAUGGGUCGCUAUAGUGGGUUUAUUGCAAUGUAUGCUACUCUUGCAAGCCGCGAUGUAGACUGUUGCUUAAUUCCUGAGUCACCCUUUUAUCUUGAAGGGGAGGGUGGACUUUUUGAAUUUAUCCAGAAACGACUCAAAGAAAGUGGACACAUGGUUAUUGUGAUAGCUGAAGGUGCAGGACAAGACUUGGUUGCUGAGAGCAUCAAUUCAAUGUCCCAGCAGGAUGCUUCAGGAAACAAACUUCUCGAAGAUGUUGGGCUGUGGAUAUCACAUAAAAUCAAGGAUCAUUUUUCAAAGCACAAUAAGAUGGCCAUAAACCUUAAAUAUAUUGAUCCUACUUACAUGAUUCGUGCAAUUCCAAGUAACGCAGCCGAUAAUGUUUACUGCACACUUCUUGCUCAAAGUGUUGUACAUGGAGCCAUGGCUGGGUAUACUGGCUAUACCAGCGGUCUUGUGAAUGGCAGGCAAACUUAUAUACCCUUCUAUCGAAUCAAUGAAAAACAGAAUAAGGUGGUGAUUACAGAUAGGAUGUGGGCAAGACUACUGUCCUCCACAAAUCAGCCAAGCUUUUUGAGUCCCAAGGAUGUGAUUGAAGACAAGAAAGAGGAAGUGUCACCAACCCAAUUGUUGGAGGAUGGGAUUUGUAGUGAUGACAGUUCGGUGAACAAAUAGGUUAGUCUAUGAAAUAUGAGUAUUAGAAUAUUAAGAAAAUGGUAAGUGAAAACUUCCUUAUAAUUCCUCAUCUUGAUUCAGUUUUGCAGUAGUGUUGCAAGAAUGCACUAUUUAAUAGUGGGAUCAAGAUUCUAAAAUAAGAUUCUAGUCUUGUUUUAAUUUCUUGAAGUAAUGAUUUUAUGAAGCUUAAAACUUUUCAUA